Messenger RNA from Colletotrichum karsti, 2088 nucleotides. Its product is annotated as g-protein beta wd-40 repeats containing. The transcript is spliced from 4 exons. Gene Ontology annotation, molecular function: catalytic activity. The coding region runs from base 1 to 2088 and encodes 695 amino acids. The record is from RefSeq and is a predicted model, not a curated record. Gene Ontology annotation, biological process: nucleoside metabolic process. NCBI's taxonomy places the organism in Eukaryota, Fungi, Ascomycota, Sordariomycetes, Glomerellales, Glomerellaceae.
AUGUCUGACCCUGCCAAAUACACCAUAGGAUGGGUGUGCGCAGUCGUCGCCGAGUACGUCGCCGCCCAGACAUUCCUAGACGAAAAGCACGAUCACGCCGAAAGAGUCUCUCAACAUGACAAUAACGAGUACACCCUUGGUCGUAUGGGCGCUCAUAAUGUCGUUAUCGCCGUUUUACCCCUCGGCGAAUACGGAAUUUCCUCCGCCGCGAGCGUCGCGCGGGACAUGGUUCAUUCGUUCCCAAACAUCCGCGUUGGCCUUAUGGUCGGGAUCGCCGGCGGCGCGCCAACUGCCGAAAAGGACAUCCGUCUAGGGGAUGUCGUGGUCAGCUCCCCUUCUGGGGGCCAUGGUGGCGUAUUGCAGUACGAUUUUGGAAAGGCCAUACAGGGUCGAGAAUUCCUGAUGACGGGCUUUCUGGAUCAGCCGCCUUCCGUCCUGCGUACUGCAGUUGCCGGGCUUCAAGCCGAUUUCGAACAGACGGAUGACGGCCUCAAUGAGAUGGUUGAAAUGGCAUUGAUCAACAGGCCUAGAAAAAUGGUCAAGAAGUACGGCCGACCCCCGUUAGAGAUGGAUAAGCUUUUCCGAAGCGACAUUGUAUCUGGAGAUGACGGGCCGAUCCUCAACCCAACGGAAGACAUGUUCAUUGCACGGCCUCCCCGGACAGACGAUGACGAUGACCCGGCAGUUCAUUUCGGUACGAUUGCGUCUGCAAAUAGGCUGAUGAAGGACGCAGAGGUCCGUGAUAAGCUUGCGACUGAACAUGGAGUAUUAUGCUUUGAGAUGGAGGCUGCCGGGCUUAUGAAUCAUUUCCCCUGUCUCGUCAUCAGAGGUAUCUGUGACUAUUCUGAUUCGCAUAAGAAUAAGGACUGGCAAGGCUACGCAGCUAUGACAGCUGCUGCAUAUGCAAAGGCUUUGAUAUGUCGUAUUCAGACAACGAAGCUUGAGGCUGAAAGGAAAGUGAGGGAGGAGAUAGCUUCAGUUCGACAAGAAUUGGAAGAUCACGUCGAUGAUACUCUUCUCAGCAAGCUCACCGUGGCUGAGGGUGCCAACUUCAGAGAUUACCAUGAUGAGCAUGAGCCCAGGUGCCAUCCUGAAACCAGAAUUGCCUUGCUGCAAGAGAUUCAAGCAUGGGCGCGAAGCUCACACGAUCGCCGCAUCUAUUGGCUCCACGGGCCAGCCGGUACUGGGAAAUCAACUAUUUCUCGAACCGUUGUAAGCAGCCUUUUCAAAGACAACCUUCUUGGUGCAACGUUCUUCUUCAAGAGGGCCUCACAUGUGCCUGAGUUGCUGCAAUUCAUUGUGAAAGCGAUCAAAGCGACGGACGACAUAUCCUCGAAGAGCAUUGCCGAACAAUUCCUCAAGCUGGUACUUGGCCCUCUAUCAGAAGCACGAAGUGUAAGCAACAAGAGGUUCGUCAUUGUCAUAGACGCUUUGGACGAAUGCGCGAUCGAGGAUGACGUUAGUUUACUGGUUUCCCGACUGUCUGAGCUGGUCAAGUCUGAGAUUAGUAACGUUCGCAUUUUCAUCACCAGUAGGCCGGACAUCGCCUCACAAUAUGCGUUCCAUGGAAUUCAUGGGUACUACCAGGAGAUUCUGCUACAAGAUGUUACCCGAAACAUGAUUACUCACGACAUCACUGUCUUCCUGCAAGACGAAUUGUCCAGAAUAAGGUCAAGAUGGAACACCAGAACCCCCCUCGAACAACUCGACGCGGAUUGGCCUGGGAGCGAGAGAAUCGAGGAACUCGCUCGCAGAGCCGUUCCUCUAUUCAUCUUUGCUGCAACUGCCUGUCGCUUCAUUCAAGACUAUGACUUUGGAAGCCCAGAGAAACAGCUUGCUCGUUUCAUCGACGCCGCCAGAGAUUGUGGGAUCAACGACAAACUCGGCCCGACAUACAUGCCUGUUCUCCGGCAAUUCCAGGCCAAUAGGACCAAAUCGGAAAAGAGGCAACUUAUGGCAAUGUUCCAACGAGUCGUUGCGAUCAAGUGCAAGGCGUCCUCGAUCGUCUACGGCCUGUACUUGAGAGCUUGCGAAACCCUAAUUCUGCGAUUCAACUCUUUCAUCUUUCUUUCCGCGACUUUCUUCUGA